AUGGAUACCAAGAAAAGAACCCAGAGAAGUAGUGCUGGUUUAAAUGAAAGUUUAUUGCAAGAUUUUGUAUGGCCCAAGAAAUUUGGAAAGAAAAAGGUGCCUCUGCAGGAACAGGCAGCAAAAUCAGUCGACGAUAAUUGUUUCAGUAAACCCAAGAAUGGAAAGUCUUUAAAUGAGAAUAAGUAUUCAGAAAAUCGUCUUGCAACAAGUGUCACUCAUGACAGACAAGAAGAGAAGAAAGAAAUGUCACCCUCUUCGGAAAAAGCAUGUUCAUCGAACAUUUCUAAGAAAACUAGGACUAGUUUAACUUCUAGGAGAUUGGCAAUAGAAGCAGAAAAAAAGCGCCAACAGUUAGAGAUGGAAAUUGAUCAAAUGAAGUCUGAAAUGAAGCGAAAAGAAAAUGAGAUUAAAUUGAUAAAUAUGGAAGAAGAUUUGAGACGAGAUGAAAUGAAAUCAUUAACUGAAAAGUCAACAAUUUCUGGAAUUAUCCGCAGUGGAAAUAAAAAAGAAGAAAAAUAUGAGAAAUCCGUUAAAAAAUCAACUGCUCAAUGGGUUGAUAAUUUGCCAGAAAAAUUCGAUGAAAUAGAAAACCUAUCAGUAUUAUCUCAAGGUAAUGGAAAGCAUAGUGAAGACAUAAAAUUACUUUGUCAAACCUUAACAGAUGUAUUACAAUCGGUUGGAAUGUCUAAUAACCAACGUAAAGAAAAUUGUUGUGGUGAUAUUCUUACACAUAAAAAUAUCUCUGACAGAGAUUUUCCAUACUUUGAUGGAAAUCCCCAAGACUGGCCCAUUUUCAUAAGACAUUUUCGAAAUGUUAUAUCAUUAUGCAAAUAUACAGAUGUGGAAAUAGUGCUCAAAUUAAGAAACUGUCUCAAGGGAGCUGCUAAGCAUGCUGUAUCUGGUCUUAUGCUGACAAAUGAUGUGGAAAAGAUAAUGCAUACUUUAGAAACUAGAUUUGGACGCCCUGAUCGAAUCAUUGAAAUGAUACUGAAUAAAAUAAAGACAAUAUUACCAAUCAAGGAAAUUCAUUUGGGAAAAUUGAUCAACCUGUCUACUGAAAUAUCUAAUGUCGUUGCUAUUAUGAAAUGCUUGGAAUCAACUGGACAUUUAAAAAAUCCUCAUCUACAACGUGAUUUGUUAGAGAAAAUACCAGACUAUCUCAAGUUGAAGUGGGGAGAAUAUUUAGUAGAAAAAAGGAAAGAUAAUUAUGAGGUUGACCUAGAAGAUUUUUCGAAAUGGUUGGCAAAUUAUUCCUAUGCAGCUAGCCAGAUCAGCACGUCUGUGUUUCCAGAAAAUAAGUGGGAAAGACAACCGAAAUACUAUAAUAAUCAAGUGAGAAAACCAGAACGUCUUUUCAACAUAUCAGUUCCAGGAAAAUCAUCAUGUAAUUAUUGUGGAAACGAGAGACACGAUGGCAACUGUUCUAAAAUGGAAAAGGACUCUCUGGAAAUAAGAUGGAAAACUGUGACGUCGAAAAAGUUGUGCUUCUGCUGUUUGAGAAAGAAUCAUCAGAAGUUUAAAUGUAGAAAUAAAAAACAAUGUGGUAUUAAUGGAUUACCCAUUACGAUCUAUGGACCAAUAAGAAAAUUGAAUAUUUUUGCACUUUGUGAUGAGGGAUCUACAGUUACACUGUUACAUUCGGAAAUAGCUGAAAAGGCUGGCUUAAGUGGAGAGUCUGAAACACUUCAUUUGCAGUGGACUAAUGAUGAUGUCAUAACAGAAGAAGAUUCUAUGAAGCUCGACUUCAACAUUUCCAAGAUUGAUUCAGGAGAAAAUAAAUUCCCGGUUUAUGGAGUGCGAACGAUUAAAGAUCUCUCACUUCCAUCGCAAUCUCUGAUAUUAGAAGAAUAUCCUCAUUUAAAUGGAUUACCAAUUCAUAAUUAUCAAAAUCAAAAACCAUCUAUGAUAAUUGGCCAAGACAAUAUAAAGUUGAUCAUUCCUGAAAAAGUGAGUUAUGGACUUGAAAACACACCAAUAGCUUCGAAAUGUAAGUUGGGAUGGUCUGUACAUGGUCCUGUUGCGAGAAAGAUGCCACAAGAAUAUAAUUUCAAGAUUUUACAUAUAGCAGACGAUACAGAAACUGAAAUUUUAAAACUAAUGCGAGACUUUUCAUCUAUAGAAGCAUUUGGUACUACAACAAUAGAGACAAAGAAACAAGACUCUGAAGAUAAUAAAAAGGCACUAGACAUAAUGAACAAUACUAUCAAGAAAAUUGGAAAUAGAUAUGAGAUUGGAUUAUUGUGGAAGACACCUGAAGUAACAUUACCUGAAAGUAAACGAAGAGCAUUUCAAAGACUAAUAUAUAUGGAGAAAAAAUGUUUGAAAGAUCAUUGUUUGGCUACUGAAUAUUGUAGGAAAAUCGACGACCAUAUUAAAAAGGGUUAUCUACGAAAAUUAUCGCCAGAGGAAGCUGAAGUAGAAGGACCUAAAACUUGGUAUUUACCUCAUUUUUCAGUAGUAAAUCCUAUGAAGAAAAAGGUCAGAAUUGUGUUUGAUGCUGCAUCUAAAUCGCAUGGAUUGAGUCUGAACGACGUACUUUUAGCAGGCCCUGACCAACUACAAUCGCUAGUGAAGAUUUUUUGGCCUUUCGACAAAAAAGAAUUGCCUUUUGUGGUGAUGUUCAGAUACGCUGAACAAGAGGUCCAAGAUACAAUAAUACAAAAAUUUUAUGUAGAUGACUUUGUUGAGUCGAAAGAUACAGAGACAGAAGCUAUAGAAAUAAUUGAAAAAGUAAAAGGAACAAUGAGCUUAGCUGGUUUUGAGGUUGUCAAUUGGUUGUCAAAUUCUAAAUUGGUUCAGAACAUUUCUAAUGAUGCGGAUGAAGAUAAGAAUAUUUCUGAAGAAGUAACAAUUCAAAGAGUUUUAGGAAUUUGGUGGAACACACAAACCGAUGAACUGUCUUUCAAAAUCGAAAUGGAGAAAUUUCAUGGGAUUAAACCAACUAAAAGAAAUAUUUUGAAAUCAGUAAUGUCUAUAUUUGACCCUCUUGGUAUGAUCUCUUACAUUGUAGUAAAAGGGAAGAUUUUGAUGCAGCACAUUUGGCAAGCCGGAGUUAGCUGGGACGAAGAAAUUGCCCAUAGUUUUGGAGAAAGAUGGAAAAAAUUUUUGGUUCAAAUCAGUAAAGUUUCAGAAGUUCGGAUACCAAGAUGUUAUAGCCUAUUGAUACCUCAGGCAGAGAUGAUUGAACUGCACACUUUCUCUGACAGCAGCAAAGAAGCCUUUGCAGCUGUAACUUAUCUGAGAAUUAAGUCUGAAGAAAAAAUUGAGAUUUCGUUAGUUAGUUCUAAAACAAGAGUAGCUCCAUUAAAACCCAUAUCAAUACCAAGGCUAGAACUUCAGGGUGCAGUUUUAGGUUGCAGAUUAUCAACAAUCAUUUCAAAAUCUUUAGAGAUUCCUAUACAUAGAACGUACUUCUGGACAGAUUCAACUUGUGUUUUGGGAUGGAUAAGAAGUGAUGGAAAAAAGUUUAAACAAUUUGUGGCUCAACGUAUAGGGGAGAUAAGAGAAAAAAGUUGUUCCAAAGAUUGGAAUUGGAUCCCAUCAGAACAAAAUCCAGCUGACUUAGCUACAAGAGAACACUCAACACAAAAUUUAGACCUCUGGCUACAGGGACCUAGUUUUUUGAAAUCAUCUGAAGACACUUGGGAGGUUCAUGGUGUAAAAAUUGAUAUUGAAAUCGAAAAUUCAUCAGUUAUGAAUGAAGAAUGCUUACCCUCCAGAUGCAUGGUAAUCAAACAACCUAUAGAAACGACAGUUCUUCCAGAUGUUCAAAGAUUUUCGAAAUUUAAUCGUUUAAUAAAGAGUACAGCAACAGUUCUCAGGGCAGUGGAAAUUUUUAGAUAUUCGAUCUCAAAAAUUAAUUCGGCAAAUAUAUCAAAGGAGAAAAAUAUUACGAAUGAAGAUAUGAAAAAAGCUUUGGAAUUAUUCAUCAAGAAAUCACAGUUCGAUUGUUUUGGGAAAGAAAUUGAGGAUUUGAAAAAAGGGAAGAAAAUUGAUAAGAAAAGUGUACUAAAUUCGCUCUCCGUACAAGUAAAACAUGAUUUGUUACUCCUGCGGGGGCGGACCAAUUUAUCACCAGAGUUGAAUGAAAAUACCAAGGAACCGAUUAUUUUAUCUGCAAAACACAGAUUCACUCGCUUAUUGAUAGAACAUUAUCAUGAAAAAUAUAACCAUCAAGGAAUCGAAACCAUCUUGAAUGAACUGCGACAGAAAUACUGGAUUUUAAAUGCAAGAUCAGCAUUGAAAUCAGUUCUGAAGAUGUGUAAUAAAUGCAAACGAGAAAGAUCUAAACCUGCGCCACCGUUGAUGGGACAAAUUCCAGACGUUAGAUUAAAAAAAGGGAACAGAGCUUUCGUGAAUACUGGAAUGGACUAUUUCGGUCCAAUCAUGGUCAAGAUUGGAAGACGAACUGAAAAACGUUGGGGUGUGUUAUUUACAUGUCUUGCCGUGCGAGCCAUUCAUCUGGAGUUAGCACACACCAUGACAAGUAGUUCUACUAUACAACCUAUCAUGAGGUUCACGGCGAGAAGAGGAACUCCGGAAAUGACCCUUGACGAGAGAGACCCUUCAGAUCCAGACGAUUUGGAAUCAAUUACACCAAAUCAUUUUCUUUUUGGAUCUUCUGAUGGUUUAGGACCCCCACUACCACAGAUGAUGGAUGGAAGAAUAAUUCGAAAGGAAUGGGAAAAAUCACGAGCCCUGACAGAGUCAUUCUGGAAUCGUUGGGUUAAAGAAUACCUACCAACUCUUACGAAAAGAAGCAAAUGGACAAACGAUCAAAAACCAAUUGAAAUCGGAGAUAUAGUAUUGAUAGUAGAUGAUUCAAUGCCUCGAUUCAAUUGGAAAUUAGGAAAAGUUAUCAGAACGCAUCAUGGCAUCGACAACAGGAUAAGAGUUGUAGAUGUGAAGACGGCCACCCAAGAAUAUCGUCGACCAGUACAUAAAAUUUGUCGUUUGGAAAUUCAAUGA
Molecule: messenger RNA, 4968 nt
Organism: Coccinella septempunctata (seven-spotted ladybird)
Lineage: Eukaryota; Metazoa; Arthropoda; Insecta; Coleoptera; Coccinellidae
Exons: 4
Coding region: 1-4968 (1655 amino acids)
Molecular function (GO): nucleic acid binding
Source: RefSeq, a predicted model, not a curated record